Psammomys obesus (fat sand rat) is the source of this 500-nucleotide messenger RNA. RefSeq names its product PIGB opposite strand 1 (gene Pigbos1). The transcript has 2 exons. The coding region runs from base 254 to 418 and encodes 54 amino acids. The record is from RefSeq and is a predicted model, not a curated record. Lineage: Eukaryota; Metazoa; Chordata; Mammalia; Rodentia; Muridae.
GCCGGAAGUGGUGCCGGAAGCGGCUGAGUCUCCCGGUGACGCAGUAGCACAGCUCCUUGCCUGGAUUUCAGGGCUGGGAAAGAAAAGUAAAGACUGGACGCUUCCCUGCGCCUGACACCUCGCACAGCGCCCGCCGAGAAGGCGUUCAGAGGCUGCUGCUCUAAGUGGUCCCUUUUUCUUUGGAAACAGCUCUGAAGAGAUUCACUGCGGUGGAGCACAGCUACCCUGAGAUUGUGUGCUACUCGCCACAGCAAUGUUCGCGAGAUUGACCCUUCCACAACUGGUUUUUGCUGUCGUCCUUGGAAUUGCUGGAGGAAUGUACAUUUAUCAGCCAAUAUUUGAACAAUAUUCCAGAGAGCAGAAGGAACUAAAAGAAAAGGUGAAAUUGUUGCAAGAACCAGAAGAAAAGAGGAGCUAAUUCUGCAUGAACUGAAAUUGUAGGCAUUGCUUACAGCUUAUGGACUAUUAAUGUAGUAAAAACUUAGGCAUAUUUUAAAUAA